Molecule: messenger RNA, 5016 nt
Organism: Quercus lobata
Lineage: Eukaryota; Viridiplantae; Streptophyta; Magnoliopsida; Fagales; Fagaceae
Gene: EMB976
Product: Tetratricopeptide repeat (TPR)-like superfamily protein
Exons: 8
Coding region: 125-3349 (1074 amino acids)
Molecular function (GO): protein binding
Source: RefSeq, a predicted model, not a curated record
UUGAGACAGGUUGAAGCAGACUCCAGAGCCAGACAAAUAGUGUUAACAGUACAUUAUCCUCGCCAUAGGAUACAUCUUGUUGCUACUCAAAAACACUGAAAAACAGUGUAAACUGUAAAGCAAAAUGGACUCCCUAAACCUCAACUUCAAGUCCACCUUCCUCACCAACAUCCCACUCCCAAUCCCACACUUCCCUUCUCACAAAUCACCUUCAUCAACAAAACCCAAAACCACAAUCCAUUCCUCUUCUUCUUCUUCAUCAGUGACACCAGACCCAUGGUCUCUCAGCGAUGGCAACGACCCAACCAAGCCAAAACCCAGGUCCAAAAACUCCAAAAACCCACUCUCCGACGACAACGCAAGGCGCAUAAUCAAGGCCAAGGCUCAGUACCUUAGUCAGCUGCGCAAGAACCAGGGCUCGCGAGCGCAGACACCCAAGUGGAUUAAGAGGACGCCGGAGCAAAUGGUGAAGUAUCUUCAGGAUGAUCGGAAUGGCCACCUGUACGGUCGGCAUGUGGUGGCGGCGAUAAGGCAGGUGAGGGCUUUGGCUGUGAGAGGUGAAGGUGGGUAUGAUAUGAGAGAGGUGAUGGCUUCGUUUGUGGGGAAGCUGAGUUUUAGAGAGAUGUGUGUGGUUUUGAAGGAGCAGAAAGGUUGGAGGCAAGCUAGGGACUUCUUUGCUUGGAUGAAACUUCAGUUAAGCUAUCGCCCUAGUGUUAUUGUCUACACAAUUGUCCUGCGCAUAUAUGGGCAAGUUGGAAAGAUUAAGAUGUCUGAGGAGACCUUCUUGGAGAUGCUUGAAGCAGGAUGUGAACCUGAUGAAGUUGCUUGUGGUACCAUGAUCUGUACAUAUGCCAAAUGGGGACGUCAUAAGGCUAUGUUGUCAUUUUUUUCUGCUGUACAAGAAAGGGGAAUUAUACUCACUGCUGCAGUUUUCAAUUUUAUGAUGUCAUCCUUGCAAAAGAAAUCACUCCAUGGAAAGGUUAUAGAAAUUUGGAGGCAGAUGGUUGAUAAAGGGGUUGCACCCAAUCAUUUCACUUAUACAGUUGUCAUCAGCUCACUCGUUAAAGAAGGUCUUCUUGAGGAAGCUUUCGGGACUUUUUCUGAGAUGAAAAAUUUUGGAUUUGUUCCGGAGGAGGUUACGUAUAGCCUACUUAUUAAUUUAAGUAACAAAAAUGGUAAUCGAGAGGAAGCUCUAAGAUUGUAUGAGGACAUGAGAUCCCAGAAAAUAGUUCCAAGUAACUAUACCUGUGCUUCGCUUCUAGCUUUGUAUUACAAAAAUGAAGAUUACUCUAAAGCCCUUUCUCUCUUUUCGGAAAUGGAAAGAAAAAAAAUUGCAGCCGAUGAAGUAAUCUAUGGUUUGCUCAUAAGAAUAUAUGGAAAACUUGGUCUUUAUGAGGAUGCUCAAAAAACAUUUGAAGAGACUGAGCAGCUGGGCCUACUUAGUGACGAGAAAACUUAUUUGGCAAUGGCACAAGUCCAUCUCAAUUCAGGGAAUGUUGAGAAAGCUGUAAAAAUUAUUGAGCUAAUGAAAUCUAGAAACAUUUGGUUCUCAAGGUUUGCUUAUAUUGUCUUAUUGCAAUGUUAUGUUAUGAAAGAAGAUUUGAACUCUGCUGAAGUCACAUUUGAGGCUCUGUCCAAGACUGGACUUCCUGAUUCUGGUUCCUGUAAUGAUUUGCUCAAUUUGUAUAUUAGACUGGGCUUGAUGGAAAAGGCCAGGGAUUUUAUUGCUCAGAUAAGGAAAGAUAAAGUAGAUUUUGAUGAGGAGCUUUACAAGACAGUUUUGAGAGUAUAUUGCAAAGAAGGAAUGCUAAGAGACACUGAGCAGCUAUUAGAAGAGAUGGGUACUGAUCAAUCGUUCAAGGAUAAUCGAUUCAUCUUAACAUGUUUUAGGGCUAUGCAUAACCAGAUCGAAGAUGACCAACUUGAUAAAAAAGUUUUGGCAUUUGAUCAUCCUGACACUAUGGCUAUUGAGCUCAUGCUCAAUUUGUAUUUGGCAGAUGAAAAUCUCAUGAAAACAGAAGAAAUACUAAAAUUGCUGCUUCAAACUGCUGGUGGCUUGUCAAUUGCGGGUCAGGUCAUUAACAAGUUCAUUAGAGAAGGUGAUGCACUUAAAGCAGAAACUCUUACUGGUCUGUUGAUCAAGCUAGGCUGCAGACUUCAGGGUGCUACGGUUGCUUCUUUGAUUAGUUUAUUUGCAAAGCAACGCAAGCUGAAAAAAGCCCAGGAAGUCUUUUCAGCAGUUGCAGAUUCUUCUACAUGUGAAAAGUCAAUAUAUAACUCAAUGAUUGAUGCAUAUGCCAAGUGUGGCAGACCAGAGGAGGCAUACUCACUUUAUAAACAAGUAGCUGAGAAAGGGCAUGAUGUGAAUGCUGUUGGCAUCAGCAUAGUUGUGAAUGCUUUGACGAAUAUUGGGAAACAUCGAGAGGCAGAGAAUAUUAUCUGUGAAAGUCUUGAAGGCAGCUCGGAGCUAGAUACUGUGGCAUACAAUACCUUUAUCAAGGCCAUGCUAGGAGCAGGCAAAUUGCAUUUUGCAUCCAGCAUCUAUGAUCGCAUGCUUUCCUCAGGGAUUUCUCCAUCAAUUCAGACAUACAACACCAUGAUCAGUGUGUAUGGACGGGGUCGAAAGUUGGAUAGGGCUGUGGAGAUGUUCAACACAGCUCGCAGCUUGGGUUUGUGUCUGGAUGAGAAGGCAUACAUGAAUCUGAUAAGCUAUUAUGGGAAGGCUGGUAAGAGGCAUGAAGCUUCCCAGUUAUUCACCAAGAUGCUGGAAGAAGGGAUAAAACCUGGAAUGGUCAGCUACAAUAUCAUGAUAAAUGUAUAUGCUACUGCAGGACUUUAUCAUGAAGUAAAUGAACUUUUUCAAGCCAUGCAGAGGGAUGGUUGCUUGCCCGACUCCUUUACCUACCUUUCCCUUGUUCGGGCUUACACCGAGAGUUUGAAAUACUCAGAAGCCGAUGAAACCAUUGAUUCUAUGCAGAAAAGAGGCAUCCCCACUUCUUGUGCACAUUUUAACCUCUUACUCUCUGCUUUUGCAAAAGCAGGUCAGAUGGGGGAUGCUGAAAGGGUUUAUAAGAAGCUGCUCACUACUGGUUUAUAUCCUGACCUUGCAUGCAAUCGUGCUAUGCUGAGAGGUUACAUGGACUACGGACAUGUAGAAGAAGGUAUCAACUUUUUUGAACGAAUUUCUGAGUCUGUGGAGUCAGACAGGUUUAUUAUGAGUGCAGCUGUACUUCUGUACAAGUCUGCAGGAAUGGAACUCAAAGCUAAAGGUUUGUUAGAUUCCAUGAACAGUUUGGGCAUCCCAUUCCUUAAGGACCUUGAAGUUGGAUUGAAGCUCAAAACUUCCUAACAAAUGCUAAUAAAUCAUUAUUAUUAAGGAGAUGAACAAAGGGAUAGAGAAGGAUUCCAAGUGCUUGUUAAUGGAAUGGGAUUUGUUACGAAUAAAUGUCACAGUUGUACAUCAGUGGUGAACAAAUUUUGAGGAAGAUGCUGUAUUAUAUAAUUUAGUGACCAUGGUGAACACACAUAACACAGUUGCUUGUUAGCGGUUUGUGAUGAUGGUGUAGGACUGUGUAAUGCUAAUCCUCAAUGGAUCAUGUGCCAUGGAGCUCGUCUGUCAUAUAAAAACUUGAAAUUGGUGGCUUGAAGUCAUCUUUGACCAUGAAAUGUUAUGGGCAAUUCGUAGAACUUGCGAAUCUUGCUGGGUGUCCAUCAUCACAUGAGGAUUAUCGUGUUGGUAUUGAUUGCUUAUAAUGAAUAAGAAGUUCAAUAUCAGAUCCUCAUUACUUAAAUGUUCAGCAUGUGAAAUGGUGACAAAAUGUGGCAUGUUUGCAUACCAACAGUUAAGUGACAGUGGAUUUGGACUUGUCUUGCUAAUCCUCCUUCGAUUAUUAAGUGGCAUAGAGAUUAGUUGUUGGAUGGACCCUAAAUUGGUGGCAUGAAGCUGAAAGGAUAUACAAGGAACUAUUCUCCACCAGUUUAAGUCCUGAUCUUGCAUGUUGUUGGAUCAUUCUGAGAGAUCACAUGGACUACUUCCAUGUGGAAGAAGGCCAUCCCCUGGUUCAAAGAAAGUAUUGUGUAUGCAGAAGCAGAAAGGUUUAUCAUGAGUACAGCUUUGCAAAAGUUUUCAGGAAAGGACAUUGAAGGUGGUGUUUUGAAUUCUACACAGUUUGGAAUGCCAUUCCUGGAAAACCUUGGAGUUGGGUUGAAGCUCAAAAUCCCCUAAAAUAUUUAUGAACUAAUUCUGUGACAGGUUUAUCUACACCAUGACCAAAUGCCGCAUAGAGUGAAUUCCUGACACUGGAAAAAGACUACUGCUGAACAAGUUCCGUUUAGUUGUUAUAAACAAUGCUGAGACGACAUUUGGUUCAGACCAUCAUGUUGCUAAGCUUCCUUUGAUCAAAUUGCAAAGAGCUCUGGCAUUUCUAGACCCAAAUUUGAGAGAGAUGCCAAAUACGUGACAAUUUAAUAUGUUGUUUAAGUGGCAUGACCGUUGCUCGAAGACUGUUGUAUUGCUAAUCUUUUCACGCUGGGGUGGCAAAGAGCUCAUCUAUUUACAAGGUCUUGAAAUUUUGGCUGUAUGAUGACAUAUAUCUAGAUAUGAUCUUGUUUAAUUAUCUCGGGGAUGUGGCGUGACAUCUUAUGUUGUAUCUUGUGCCAAAUGCGUGACAACUGACAAGCAAGAGCGUUCUACGCAUUGUUGGCAUGGUGAAGAUUUUGGCAACAUGAGGUAUCUUUAUUGGGAUGCUGAGGGUGCAGUUGCAUGAGGGAAAGCAGGUUCACAUAGUAGCUGCUGAUCUGAAAGCUUGUUGUGAUUGAGACAUUUUACUUAUGAUUAUAACAUGUUCAUUAAAUUACAGCAGCCGGAACAUAAAUGGCUGAGGUAAAUACAUUAGUCAAAUGCAGAGUUGGGAAAAUAUAUAAUUAGAUUUGGUGCUGAAAACUUAUAUUGUAAAUGAUUGGACAAAACUCUUACACAUUUUCCUGCAAUGGAUAAGUUUUUCUCCUUUCAGGGAU